Molecule: messenger RNA, 588 nt
Organism: Ostertagia ostertagi
Lineage: Eukaryota; Metazoa; Nematoda; Chromadorea; Rhabditida; Trichostrongylidae
Source: the annotation of a GenBank genome assembly
AUGGAUAAUGCUGCUACAAUGAAAACAUCGCGCGCCAAUAAGAACGACGAGAUAGUGAAAAAUAAACAAAGGGAUAUGGAAUGGCAUGACCAAUGUCACUAUUACGAACGGGAUUACGUGCAUCUCAAGCAUCUUCCCCUUUCCCAGGCAGCCAACUACAGUGACGCUGAUGACGCCCCCGUGGUUAGAUGUGAGCAAUGGGAGUACGAUCAAUCUGUGGAUUGCUUGGAGGAUUUGUCAGCGACCGAUACGGAGGAAAACGGCCAUUUACGGUUCGGAAUUUACUUCGAUGAUCUGAUUUCGGAUUUCUCUGGGUUACUCCCGUGGAAUUCGACAAUAUUUAUGGUGUUCGUUCUCCUCGCUGCCAGUAACGAAGCUGCCGAUCUGGCAGCAUAUGUUCUUUGUAUGGAAAUUACUGGUAAAGAGUAUCGUUCUAUUGUUGGUAGUCUACUUCAAGCUCCAUGGGCAUGUGGUUAUGCUUUCCUGGCUCUCAGGUAUUACGAUAGAACGACUCAAAAGAUGUGCCAUGGAAAUGAAGAACGGAAGUUCACCAAAUUCUGCUGGAGUGGACGUCAAGAGCAUUUUUGA